UGAGUUUUGAUAAUAUGAGUAUCUUCUCAGAUACUCUUGAGAAGGAAAAGAAGGCAGAACAAGUUCACAUAGGUGUGAGCAAUCCAGCAGAGGAAGAGAAGUUUAGAGAACAAGAUGAUGAUCAAAGUUUUGAUCUCCUCCAAGAUACUUAUGUUAAAUUUGACCAAGAAGAUCAACAGUUCCAAGAAUUAGUUGAGGAAACUGACGCUCUACAUUUUGAAAGUCGUGAAGUGUUGUCGAAUAUAGAGAAGUAUCGUAGUUUCCAUAACAAUGUAAUCAAAGAUUAUGAUGCUAAAGAACUUGAUAAGCUUGUUCCUCUUGAACAGCAAUUUCUUACUAAGGCAGAACCCAAAUAUUUCUCGAAAAGAAGCGAAGUAAGCACUGGAAGUUCUAGUUCUUUAUCUGAGAGCUCUCCCGAGAAAGACAAUAACAUGCACUCAACUUCUUCUGGAACAAAUGGAGAAAAUAUAUCGACUCAAUGUGAAAUUGAAGUCCCUGAAAGAUCUCUUAAUGAAACCCCUGUGAAGAAAGGAAGAACCGCGAGAAAGUCUAAAGUCUCUCCAAACAUUUUUAGACGUGACUCCAUGGUUAAAAGAGCUUUGAGAGGCUCAAAUGAAAUCAUAAAGCUCUAUAUCCGCCAGCUUGUGAAGAGAGAGCCGCUUUCAAUCAGGCGUCAGAUCAAAUAAUGACUCUAGCUUCUUUAAGGCCUGGGCUGAAGCUCAUCUUGAAGCUUACUUUAAAGACUACCUUGCUGAUUUUUAUAACUGUAAUUUAACAGCCAGAGUUAAAAAUACUCUGUUUGCUAACAUCACUUACUUGUACAAGUCGAAGAAGGGGUUCGAGACUUAUUUGAACACCGGAGAUGGCUUCACAGAAAAGCAAAAGAAGCAAUUUAUCAAACUCACAGAUGAUUAUUUUGAAUUUUAAUGAUGCCAGAUCAGGAAACGCUAGAGCGAGGGAGAGAUCUCUUUACCAUAACCCUAUGAUAAAGCUAGCAAAAGUGCUGAUGCUGACAGACCAAGAUCAAACCAUGAUUACUGCUUUUUGGAGAAAGUUAAUGGGACGUGCUAACUCUUCAUUCGCAGACCCUGCCCUGUUCAAGGCCAAAAUUCUUGAACUGCUCGAACUGCCUGCUAAUCUUGGUGAAUAA
Molecule: messenger RNA, 1150 nt
Organism: Moneuplotes crassus
Lineage: Eukaryota; Ciliophora; Spirotrichea; Euplotida; Euplotidae
Source: the annotation of a GenBank genome assembly